AUGGGCAGAACCUCGAACACCGGCGGCAGCGGCGGCCACGUCAUCCUGCUGCCGUACCCGGGCCAAGGCCACGUCAACCCGAUGAUCCACUUCACCACCGUCUACCUCUCCAACGCCGCCAACCUCGGCCACACCAUCGGCCGCUCCGUCCACCACGACGUCAUCUCCGACGGGUUCGACGACACCGGCCGCAACGCCGACGGCGGCCGCCCGCUGAACGAUUACCUUGAACGGAUGCAAGAAGGGUUGUUGAAGCUGCCGGUGAAUUCGUGGCCGGUUUCCGUCCCGGGGCUGCCGUUGCUUCACGCACGAGAUGUGCCGUCGUUUGCUGAUGAUCCGACGUCGACGUACCUGGAUUUGCUGGGAAUGCUGGUAGUGGACAUUUUGUCAAAGGUUUAUCCAAUUCUCACCAUUGGGCCAACCGUUCCUUCCAACGACGAUGAUGAGGAAUAUGGGCUGGACCUCUUCCGUCACGACGCAUCAAUUUCCACCGAUUGGGUCGCAACCAAACCUCCAAGCUCGGUCGUUUACGUGGCAUUCGGCAGCAUGGCCAAAUUCACCCACGCCCAAAUGGAAGAGCUUGCCUUGGGUCUCAAACAAACGAACUACUACUUCCUAUGGGUCAUUAGAGACGCCGAGCAAGCCAAGCUUCCACAAACGUUCCUCGAAAACUUGGGAGACAAGGCACUAGUGGUGAGUUGGAGCCCCCAAGUGAAGGUACUAGCAAGUGAAGUGGUGGGUUGCUUUGUAACGCAUUCGGGAUGGAACUCGACCGUCGAGGCCUUGAGCUUGGGAGUGCCCAUGGUUGCGAUGCCGAUAUGGAGUGACCAGCCGAUGAAUGCGUUUUUGGUGGAGAAUGUUUGGAAGGUUGGGAAGAGGGUGAAAGCUGAUGAAGAAGGAGAAGGGAAUGAGGGGAUUGUGGGUAGGGAUGAGGUUGAGCGUUGCCUGUUGGGGGGAGGCGGUUCUUCGUUUAGGAAUAUUGAUGAGUUUGUAGCCAAGGUGAUGUGCUACUAUUCCAAUAAUAGGUGUCGAAGUGAUGUUUAG
Messenger RNA from Linum trigynum, 1044 nucleotides. Lineage: Eukaryota; Viridiplantae; Streptophyta; Magnoliopsida; Malpighiales; Linaceae. The record is from the annotation of a GenBank genome assembly.